CCAGCGUUGUGUGGGUGGAUGACUAGUUAUUGUUUUAUCUGCGAUAUUCUAAUAAAUCUGUUGCAUAAAAUGUCUCAAAAUUCGUCUGCAAACAGAAAAAAUCAUCAUGCAAACAAUUCGGCUGAAAAAUUUGCAAACAUGGACAAUCUUUUAAUUCUGGAGAAAGCGUUGGAGCAAAGUGGUCAAGACUGGAUUGAGAACUUGAACAUAAUUGAACAACUUUUGGUUAGAGUAACCGAUCGAUUGAGCCAAGAAAACCCUUCAUUAAGGUCCAAAUUUAUCAUUCGGCGACUUCCUACGUAUCUCGCUCCAUUCACCAACAAGAACGAGUAUGCUAUUAUGAUCGAAGAUAUGCAGUUUACAAUAACGCCCCCUGCAAAACCCAGUGGUUCCCAAGAUCGGCCUGGAACUGUCAAUUUUGGACAAAUUGAAAUAUUCUACAAACCACGAUCAGAGACUGAAAAAUCAACACAUGAAAUUCAUGCGAGUAAUCCAAACGAGGAGUUGCCCCCUACGACAAAACAUGAGAAAUUCAAUUUGUCAAAAGAGAUGUUGAAUGAAAAUCAGGCAUACUGCAGCCACGAAGUUUUCAAAAGGUUCACGUCAGCGUUUGUCGAUGCAUAUCAGUCAGAAUGUGACAUUGCAGCUUCUUCUGGUGAAAGUGAGACUUCAUAUUUGGGAGAUGUUCAAUUGGUUGGCCCACACUUACUGCUGGACCUCUUGGAAACUACAGAAGUUUCGAAAAUAUUUACAUUGAAUCAAUCCCCGUUGCCUUUACCGAAAAAUAUAAAAAACAAAUGCACCGUGAAUGUGAAUUACCUCAAGAGCAUGCUCACCAUUAAUUACGAAGACACAGAAGUAAUUGUUCGACCAUGUCUAUUUUACAACAAAUGUUUUCCUAAAGUCAAUGCUAAUAUUUUGGAAAGGCUUCCGCUUCAUCAUCAAACAUACCUCCAAAUUGGCGAGUCCUUGAGAAAGGGCGUACUGUUUUUCCCGACCAGCUUCGAAACCUUGUGGACGUUGCAGUUUUGGACUUCAGAGUCACAUAUUUUAUCACUCUACCACCCAUCCAGCAUAGUUUCACGAGUAUUUAAACUGUAUGCAGUCUUUUGCAUAAAUCCGCUUCAUUUUUGGGAAACGAUCAACUCCACCUUUCUCGUCGACAAUAUGGAUGACGGGUCAAUCCAAUCUCUGAUGGAAAAUUCUAAAGGCAACCUACUCAAUACUCAAUACUUGGUUAGCAGUUUUCUGUUCGAGCUCGAAGAUUUUUGUCAGGUUGAGGAUUGGGCCCCAAGAAAUUUUGCAACGAGAUUCAUGCACUUACUUAAAACGGCGGUGGAUUCGUUCGAAAAGGGAUUUCAUGCACAUUACUUUACAAAAAUCAACGUUCUCAGAGGAAUUUGGAAAAAUGCCGACACAUUCGAGAAGGAUGAAAAAUCCGUGUUGCGAGAACUGGAUGAUGUCACCGAGUCUCAAGAGAACUUGGAGGACUAUGGAGAGAAGGCUUUUAUGGCGAUGAACGAUUUAGAAGAUGACUUUGGAUUUCAGUUUGAUGAUUUGGCCACAAUUGAUGACGACGAAGACAUUGUCCAUCGGCCUACGUCUGAGACAAUUUAUAAAAAUUUGAACCCCAGAAAUUCUAGAGAAUCCUCAAUGCCCUGUGGGAGUACUAAUCAACAGCACAAUACAGAAAGACCAACGACAAUUUCGAGAAUGUUUGGAUCUAAUUUAGUCAAAAAAUUGCACAGCAAACUGUCCCGUAGACACAGCAAUGCCACAUCACCUCCUCCUCCGCGGAGUAAAAACAGACAAUCCAUCACAGACAUUGCUUCUGGGUUUGAAGAAUCUGUGGCUCAGAUGAGAAGGCCAGACAGCUUAAGACUGAGAUUCAAGUUUCAAACUGAAAGCGAUUUGACAGAAACGACAUUUUCUCAUGACCUGCAGAAACAAUCUUCUUCUUCAUCAUCGUCCCCGGUAGUCGUAGCCGUUCAUCCCCAGUGUUCCACAACAGCUCCGUAUUCCGCGUCUGUCUUCCACAAUGAAGGGUUUCAAAAUCAUGUGGAAACUAUUUAUUCGACUCUUUUGCUAAAUCUGACUCAACUUUCUCCCUUCGACUCCCGUUCCGAUCAAAUCACCAUAUCAGACUUGGACAAGGUCAAGAGAGCCCUGGAGUCCCAAGAAGAACUGGUGUCAAUUUGGGGCAAGGCGUGCAAUGAAUUUCCCAAACCAAAGUGUAUUUGUCCUCACAUUUUUAAUCCACGGCAAAUCCAAUAUCUUUCCUUAAUCAUUCAAACAGUUUCGAAAUGCUCUCCCAACAUGAUUCAAAUUGUCAAAACUUCUAAAAUACCGGCUUGGGAAAUCAGUGGUGAUAUCUUAAGGACAGUAUUGCACCAAAUGAGAAUGGAAGUUGUUGAAAGUGAGUCUUUGAAGGAAAAGCAGCGUCCAAAGGGGCCCAAUCUAAGGGACAAAAAUAAUAAGUCCGACAGCGGCGGUGAUGUUAUUAAACCGCGAAAGAAAAGGUCGGCCACCUUAUCUAGAUUCAGUUUAAAAAGACGACAAAAUUCUUCCCCAUGUCAUCAUGAUUUUAUGCGAGGACAAGAACACCAUUCAGAGACGGAUGCUCAGUUUUCUCUGGAGGAGCCGGAAAUUGCUGCUACUCACCGGUUGCUGGAAUGGCUCUGGAAUUUGAGAUGUUCUGAAAUUGGGAGACUGAGUUUAACAGCUUAUCAUUACAUUGAGCAACUCUACCACACUAGCCUCGUCAACUCUCACUUUUUGGAACAAUUCUCAGACGACAAAGUAUUUUCGACCAUGGCCUUGAAAUCCGCCAUGGCAGUGACAAGAAUAAUGGGAGAUCUCUCACUUCCUGUAAAUUUUCCACUUUAUGCUGCCAGCUUGAAAGGAUGGCUUUGGGCGGAAAUGAUUCUUUCUCUGGCUUCCUGGAACAAUGACAAGGGUUACGUGAUGAAAACGACAAUACCUUUGGAAACUUUGCAUCAUGCAGCAGUUGUUGAUGAUGACGACAAGACAGAAAUAUUGGAAAGGGUUCUGGUCACUGAAAAUGCUAAUUUGACCACCCUUAAAAAGAAAAAUAUUUGCAGUGAAGGGGAAUCAGAGCCAGAUUUGGAAGCGGCCACCUUAGCAUAUCACUCUGAAAUGGCCACACCCAUCGGGUGGAAUGACUUCGAAGAUCCCAGACGUCCUGGACCACUCGCUGUAGCAAUUUUAAUCUUCUCGUCCACAAUGUAUUACAAGAAAUGGGAGAUGUCCCCAGGAAAUAUUGUGCAGGUUUUGGUCAGACUUCAAAAAUUCAGUAGCAUGCAACAUGUUGGGCAAAUGCUGAGUCCUCCACACAGAAAAACUGCUUUGAACGAAGUUCGCAAGCUGAACAAGUCAUUGUCCAUCCGAAUUUACAAUUUUGAUGAUAACGUCAUGUCUAAAACAUUUCGCCGUUUAAAUAGCUUGAGAGCAACUAGAAGCAGAAUGAUGCGGCGAGAAAAUGCUGCUCGACGGUACUUGUCUUGUCGAGAUAUAGGAUGCGAAAACGAGACGGCAGGGAAUGCUAUCGUCACUUUGGUCAACGGAAAUGAAUUUGAAUGUACCAGGUUUUAAAUAAUUCACAAUGUAAAUCAUUUGUAAUAAUAAAAUAAAAUGAAACAGUAUAUGAAAGAAAUUAAAUUAGCAGUAAGUCGUUUUAGUAAAUUAGUCACGUCAAUCUCAAUUUUCAAACAGUUUGUAAAUGAAUAAAAAGUCGUACAAACAAAAUUAGAUCAAACUGUACGUUAUGAACAGCUUAGGCUUUCAUUUAUUUAUUUACUAUUUCUUGUCAUACUUUAAUUAUAAUAGUAGGAAUCGUUUAAUUCAAUAUAGAUUUUGUCAGAAUAUACUUAUGUACUACUGGUGGUUCAGUUCUGGCUGUGCAUGCAUGAAGUACUAUUUUGCAUACGGAAUUUUAGAAUUAGUAUUAAGUAACAAUCACUAGAGUAAGACUCGGUAAGAAA
Molecule: messenger RNA, 4001 nt
Organism: Folsomia candida
Lineage: Eukaryota; Metazoa; Arthropoda; Collembola; Entomobryomorpha; Isotomidae
Exons: 12
Coding region: 19-3612 (1197 amino acids)
Source: RefSeq, a predicted model, not a curated record